AUGUCAAAGGAAGCUCCAGGCUCCCCUACCCUUCCGGGGGGAUCUGAGUCUGUCGAGGAAAAACAACUCACAAUCAAUCAUUCUACUACUACUAAAGAGCAUGAUGAUCUUGAAAAGCUUGACUCAAAUAUUCUACCAGUUGAAGCAAUCCAAGAUGAAGAUGUAUUCAAACAUCUUGCCCCCGGAGAAGCAGCCAUUCUCAAAGAACAAGUGACGAUACCGGUUGUCAAAGUUGGAAUCAAGACACUUUAUCGUUAUGCGACCACCAAAGAUCUAAUCCUGAUCGCAAUCUGUACUAUUUGCGCCAUCGCCGCAGGAGCUGCUCAACCUUUGAUGACAGUUGUAUUCGGAAACUUGACCGGUCAGAUCUCCUCAUUUACAUCAAACCAGGCCGAAUUAGAGGCUUUCCGUCACAAGAUCUCUCACAAUGUGCUUUACUUCGUUUACUUGGCCAUCGGUGAAUUCGUUACUGUUUACAUCUCCACAGUCGGUUUCAUCUACACGGGAGAGAAAAUUAGCGGACGCAUCAGAGAGGAAUAUCUGGCUGCGUGUCUUCGCCAAAAUAUCGGAUUUUACGACAAGCUUGGUGCUGGUGAAAUUACCACUCGAAUCACAGCAGACACGAAUUUGAUUCAGGAAGGUAUCUCUGAGAAGGUCUCUCGGACAAUGGCUGCGACAGCCACCUUCUUUGCUGCAUUUAUUAUCGCUUUCGUCAAGUACUGGAAAUUGGCUUUGAUUCUCUGCUCUGUCAUCGUUGCCAUCGUGGUAGUGCUGGGAGCAUGUGGAAGCUUUAUGGUGAAGUACAACAAGCAGUCCUUAGCAUCAUAUGCCCUGGGAGGUACAGUAGCCGAGGAAGUCCUUUCAUCCAUUCGAAACGCCGUCGCUUUCGGUACACAAGACAAGCUCGCUCUUCAGUACGAUACGCACUUAGCCGAAGCCGAGAAAUGGGGUUUCAGACACAAGGCUGUCCUUGGAGGUAUGAUGGGAUUUGCUAUGUGGGUUGUCUACCUCAGCUACGGUCUAGCAUUCUGGCAAGGAUCCCAUUUCCUGAUCGAUGGCGAACUUGGCAUUGGCCCGAUUCUCACCAUCAUUCUCUCCAUGUUGAUUGCCUCAUUCAGUCUCUCAAACGUGGCUCCUAAUGUGCAAGCUUUCACCACUGGACUGGCUGCGGCGGUGAAAGUCUACGAUACUAUCGACCGUGUAUCACCUAUUAACCCUGAAUUGGAGACCGGCGACCGCCUGGACCAUAUUGAAGGUCGAAUCGAACUCCGUGGCAUCAAGCACAUCUACCCAUCCCGCCCUGAGGUCUGUGUGAUGCGCAAUGUCGAUAUGUUGAUCCCAGCAGGUAAGAAGACUGCGCUGGUCGGUGCAUCUGGAUCUGGAAAAUCUACAAUCGUCGGUCUCAUCGAGCGUUUCUAUAACCCCGUCGCCGGUGAAAUCUUGCUUGAUGGCCAUGAUAUUUCGACUUUGAAUUUGAAAUGGCUACGCCAACAGAUCUCCUUAGUCGGUCAGGAGCCCACCUUGUUCGGAACGACAAUCUACCAAAACAUUGCCCAUGGUCUCAUUGGAACAUCUUACCAAGAUGAGAGUCCGGAUCUUCAAAAGCAACGAAUUAUCGACGCAGCUAAGAUGGCAAAUGCUCACGACUUCAUCAGCACAUUACCGGAGGGAUAUGAAACAAAUGUCGGUGUUAAGGGAUUUUUACUUUCUGGCGGUCAGAAACAGCGCAUUGCCAUUGCUCGUGCCAUGGUCAGCGAUCCUAAAAUUCUUCUGCUUGAUGAAGCCACAUCAGCACUCGACACCAAGUCUGAAGGCGUUGUCCAAGCAGCACUGGAAGUCGCUGCAGAGGGACGAACCACAAUUAUCAUCGCACACAGAUUGUCCACUAUCCGAGACGCGGAUAACAUCUUCGUCAUGUCUGAAGGUCGCGUGAUCGAGGAGGGCAACCACGAUGAAUUGUUAGCCAAAAAGGGUGCUUACCAUAGCCUUGUUGAAGCCCAGAAAAUCGGUGACUCGAAUGACUCUCCUUCCGACGGAGAGACUCCUGUCGAUGACUCAACCCACUCAAACGCAGCCGACAACUACGAUGAAGAUCCAGCUGAUAAAAUCGCCGCUGAAAAGCUCCGAAUGGGUCGCACCAAUACUCAACAGUCACAAUCCAGCCGGGUUCUUCGCAGUCGUCAGCCAGAGGCCUCUCAAAAAUACUCCAUGUGGACUCUGUUCAAGUUCAUUAUCGCUUUCAACAAACAGGAAUGGCACAUCUUACUCUUUGGACUUUUCUGGGCCGCUAUUUGCGGUUGCGGUAACCCGACAUCAGCCGUUCUUCUUGCAAAGGAGAUUAUCUCACUAGCAGCCUUCGGCACAACAGCCUCUGCAAGCGAAGUUCAAUCAAACAGUAACUUCUGGAGCUGGAUGUACUUCAUGCUUGCAUUUGUGCAAUUCAUCGCUUUCGUCUCUCAGGGUGUGGCCUUCGCUUGGUGCUCUGAGAAGCUGGUUCAUCGCGUCAGAGAUCUCGCGUUCAGGACUAUGCUUCGCCAGGAUAUUGCCUUUUUCGACAAGGAUGAGAAUUCCGCUGGUGCUCUUACCUCUUUCUUGAGUACAGGCACUACCAGUGUUGCUGGACUCAGUGGUGCUACCAUGGGUUCAAUUCUCACUUGUGUGACUACUCUCAUUGCCGCCAUCUCUCUCUCUUGCGCUAUCGGCUGGAAACUUGGUCUAGUAACUACCUCUACUAUCCCGGUUCUAGUCGGAUGUGGUUACCUCAGAUUCCACAUCCUGGCUCAAUUCCAAGCUCGCGCUAAGAAGGCGUAUGAGUCCUCAGCUGCUUAUGCUUGUGAGGCCACUUCUGCCAUCCGCACCGUUGCCUCAUUGACAAGAGAAGAAGAUGUUCUCUUGCAAUACCAGGCCUCAUUAGCCGAACAGGCUAAAAAGAGUCUUCGCUCUGUUCUCGGUACAUCAACGCUAUACGCCGCGUCUGAAUCCUUGACUUUCCUUUGCAUGGCGCUGGGUUUCUGGUACGGUGCUACCCUCAUCACAAGCGGUGAAUACACCAUCCAACAAUUCUUCAUCUGUUUCCCUGCCAUUAUCUUCGGUGCUCAAUCCGCAGGAAGUAUUUUCGCCUUCGCCCCAGAUAUGGGUAAAGCUCAAGAGUCUGCUCGUGACUUGAAAAUCCUUUUCGACCACAAGCCCUCAAUCGAUACUUGGUCCUCUGAGGGAAAGAUGGUCGAUGAGAUCGAGGGACACAUUGAAUUCCGCGAUGUGCACUUCCGAUACCCAUCCCGACCCGAACAACCUGUUCUUCGAGGCCUUAAUCUUACCAUCAAACCUGGCCAAUAUGUCGCCUUGGUCGGUGCUUCAGGUUGCGGUAAAUCCACCACAAUCGCUCUCCUGGAACGUUUCUACGAUCCACUUGUUGGUGGCAUUUUCGUUGAUGACAAGGAUAUUUCAUCCUUGAAUCUAGCUUCCUACCGCUCUUACAUUGCACUGGUAUCCCAGGAACCUACUUUAUACCAAGGUACAAUCCAAGAAAACAUUCUCUUGGGUACAAGUCGCCCAGUCUCUGACGAGGAAGUCGAGAUUGCGUGCCGUGAAGCAAACAUUUACGACUUCAUCAUGUCACUACCAGAAGGUUUCUCCACCGUGGUUGGUAACAAGGGUGCUAUGUUAUCAGGAGGUCAAAAGCAACGAGUCGCCAUUGCCCGUGCUCUUAUUCGGAAGCCCAGAGUUCUUCUCCUUGACGAGGCUACGAGUGCUCUGGACUCAGAGUCUGAGCGGGUCGUGCAAGCUGCGUUGGAUAAGGCUGCUAAGGGUCGCACAACUAUUGCUGUUGCGCACCGUUUGUCGACUAUCCAACAUGCUGAUAUCAUCUAUGUUUUUGACCAAGGUCAGAUCGUUGAGGCGGGAACUCAUGGAGAGCUGAUGAAGCUACGCGGAAGAUAUUCUGAAUUGGUCAGUUUGCAGAGUCUAGAGGAGGCUGUAUAG
Penicillium malachiteum is the source of this 3981-nucleotide messenger RNA. Its product is annotated as Leptomycin B resistance protein. Gene Ontology annotation, biological process: transmembrane transport. Gene Ontology annotation, cellular component: membrane. The coding region runs from base 1 to 3981 and encodes 1326 amino acids. Lineage: Eukaryota; Fungi; Ascomycota; Eurotiomycetes; Eurotiales; Aspergillaceae. Gene Ontology annotation, molecular function: ATP binding; ABC-type transporter activity; ATP hydrolysis activity. The record is from RefSeq and is a predicted model, not a curated record. The transcript has a single exon.